AUGGAUGAGUUUCAAGAUUCUCAAAAAGAAAGAAUUCAAGAGGCAUUAGAUUUGGGUAAGCUCACAACCGGUAGGGGCUUGAAUCAAGAACUUGAUCUUUCAAGAGCUUGUGAUACUCGUUGGGGAUCUCAUUUUAAAUCUUUUAAUGAUUUUAUUCUUAUGUUUGGCUCUAUUCUUAAUGUUCUUGAAUCACUUGUUCUUGAUGCACGACUAUUGGAUGAAAGAGCCAAGGCAAUGGGAUAUCUCAAAACUUGUCGAACAUAUGAGGUUGUGUUCAUGUUGCAUUUGAUGAGUGAUGUUUUAGGAAUAACAAAUGAGCUUAAUAAAUGCUUACAAAAAAAGGAGCAAGAUUUGGCAAAUGCCAUGCUACUUGUUGAAGUAGCAAAAAGAAGGUUGCAAGCGUAUAGGGAUGAUAGAUGGAAUUCUCUUAUUUCUAAGGUAUCUUUGUUUUGUAUCAAGCAUGGCAUUUUCGUACCUAACUUUGAAGAGCCAUAUGUUAGCUCUUUAAGAUCACGAUGGAGACUUCGUUACAAUAAAGUCUCACAUCAUUUUCAUGUUGAAGUGUUUUGCAAUAUUAUUGAUUGGCAACUUCAAGAACUUAAAGAUUGUUUUGGCGAAGCGACGACUGAUUUGCUUCAUGGAAUUACUUGUUUGAAUCCAAUUGACUCAUUUUCCAGUUUUGACAUUAGAAAGAUAAUGAAAAUGGCUAAAUUUUAUCCUGAUGACUUUAAUGAUUCAAUAUGGGUACUCUUGAGAAUCAACUUGCAAGUUACAUUAUUGAUGUUGGUGAUGUUGAUGAAAGGUUCUUCAAUAUAA
Messenger RNA from Lycium ferocissimum, 816 nucleotides. RefSeq lists its product as uncharacterized. NCBI's taxonomy places the organism in Eukaryota, Viridiplantae, Streptophyta, Magnoliopsida, Solanales, Solanaceae. The record is from RefSeq and is a predicted model, not a curated record. The transcript has a single exon. The coding region runs from base 1 to 816 and encodes 271 amino acids.